AUGACACCAAGAUCAUAUUCUGCUUCAAAAAAUAUAACUAAAAAAACAGCAGUUAAUUUUUUAAAAAAAAAUACAAGAAAUAAGUCGUCAAAUGGUAUAGGAAAGAUAAAAGAACAAAGAGAUGCUAAUACGGUGAAAAAAUUAAAAACGAAUAUAUUAUUAGAUUCGAAAAAUGAUUAUAAUGAAAAUACAUUAGAAAGUUCACCAAAAUCAUGGGAAAUAAUAUAUAAUGAAAUUAAGAAGAUGAGGGAAACAAUUGCAUCAAACGCUCCAGUAGAUACUAUGGGAUGCGAUGUAGCGGCAGAUAAAGAUACCAGUCGUUUGCAAACGCUUAUAAGUCUUAUGCUUUCAAGUCAAACAAAAGAUUCAGCGAAUCAUAUUGUAAUGAAUACAUUAAAACAAAAACUUCCUGGUGGUUUAACAUUAAAAAGUUUAAUAGAAGUUGAUGAAAAUCUACUUAAUGAUUAUAUUAGACCUGUUGGUUUUCAUAAUAGAAAAGCGAAAUAUAUUAAAGAAACAGUUAAAAUUCUUGAAAAAGAUUAUGAUGGGGACAUUCCAUCAACUAUUAAAGAUCUUGUUGCUCUUCCUGGAGUAGGCCUUAAAAUGGCACAUCUUUGUCUUUCUUCUGCUUGGAAUAAAACUGAAGGAAUUGGUGUAGAUGUUCAUGUACAUAGAAUAUCAAAUUUGCUUGGAUGGGUAAAUACAAAGACGCCAGAACAAACACGAUUAAAGCUUGAAUCAUGGUUACCAAAAAAAUAUUGGAAAGAAAUUAAUCAUUUAUUUGUUGGUUUUGGACAAACUAUAUGUUUACCACGUGGGAGAAAAUGUUCACAAUGUACAUUAAGUUCUCAGAAAUUGUGUCCAAGCUCAAUAGAAGAAAAAGAUAUUCUGUCUAAAAAUCUAUACGAAAAGGAUACAGAAAAUAGGAAUAAUACUUCAAGCUUAAAGAAUAAAAUAAAUAAUGAAUAUAAAAUUAUAGAUGUCGAAGACCUAAUAUGA
Molecule: messenger RNA, 999 nt
Organism: Pneumocystis carinii B80
Lineage: Eukaryota; Fungi; Ascomycota; Pneumocystomycetes; Pneumocystales; Pneumocystaceae
Exons: 5
Coding region: 1-999 (332 amino acids)
Biological process (GO): nucleotide-excision repair; base-excision repair, AP site formation; base-excision repair
Cellular component (GO): nucleus
Molecular function (GO): oxidized pyrimidine nucleobase lesion DNA N-glycosylase activity; DNA binding; DNA-(apurinic or apyrimidinic site) endonuclease activity
Source: RefSeq, a predicted model, not a curated record